This is a messenger RNA of Lolium perenne, 1407 nucleotides long. Lineage: Eukaryota; Viridiplantae; Streptophyta; Magnoliopsida; Poales; Poaceae. The record is from RefSeq and is a predicted model, not a curated record.
AUGGCAGAGGAAGCUACAGAGGAAGCGGUGAUGGCAGAGGUGGUGGACAGCCAUAUGGACAACAGUAUGGAAGAGGUGGUGGACAGCAGUAUGGCAGAGGUGGUGGACAGCCAUAUGGACAUCAAUAUGGGAGAGGUGGUGGACAACCAUAUGGACAACAAUAUGGAAGGGGUGGUGGACAGCAGCACGCUAUAUCACCCAAGGCACAUAUGGCAGCAGCUUCAGAGCCAACUACCAGUACCUCUCAGGGACAAUCAAAGGAAGAAGGACAGAAUGAAGCAACCUUUGGGAACUUUGCUCACUAUGUCUACAAAGAUGAAGGAAAGGGAGAGCAGCAGGAAGAUUGGGACUGCAACCAGGCAUAGAGGUCUUUGGCACAUAGAUCAUGACAAGAUGGGGCAUGAUGCUAGUUCUGUGUUUGUUGCGAUUGUUGGAGGAAAGGAGAGUAUGGCCCUAGUUCAUCAUUGUCGAAUGGGCCACAUGGCAUUUGAUAAAAUGUUUCGAGUUUUUCCUGAUGUAAUGAAUGGCGUGGACAAAAUCAAAUUAUGUUGUGAUGCCUGCGAAUAUGCUAAGCAUACGAGAACCUCUUAUGUUAGUAGAGGGAUCAGAAGUGUAUCCCCAUUUGUGUUAGUGCACUCUGAUGUAUGGAUGUGUCCUGUUGUGUCAGUAAGUGGCAUGAAGUACUUUGUGACUUUUAUUGACUGCUAUUCCAGAAUGACUUGGAUUUAUCUUAUGCGUCACAAAGAUGAAGUGUUCACUUGUUUUCAGAGUUUUUGUGCCUAUGUGAAGAACCAAUUCAAUGUUCAGGUGCAAGUGAUCAGAACUGAUAAUGGUACUGAAUAUAUCAACAAACCUUUUGCUGAUUUCUUAUCUUCGCAAGGUAUACUGCACCAGACUUCAUGUCCUGGCACUCCUCCCCAGAAUGGAGUUGCUGAGCGGAAGAAUAGGCACAUUCUUGAAGUGGCUCGAUCUCUUAUGUUUACCAUGAAUGUUCCCAAAUUCUUAUGGAGUGAGGCAGUUAUGACUGCUACGUAUUUGAUCAACGAGAAUGCCUUCAAAGAUUCUAGACAGAAGGGUUACAAGUGUUGGAGUCCCACUGACAGGAGGACAUUUGUAAGCAUGGAUGUUACGUUUCGCGAGUCAGAACCAUUUUAUGACGGUGAGAGUGAUCUUAGUGGCUUGUUCCAGGGGCUUGACCAUCUUGGUGAUGCUCAAGAGGGGGAGCAACAGCCAGGUGGUGAUCAAGAGCAGCAAGAUGGUGACCAAUAUCAACAUCAACAAAUUCCUCUUGUAGCGGAGAUUCCUGCAAUUCCUGGUACACCUACACCACCUAGACCCGUACCACCACAAAGAUGGCUGCAGAAUCCACUUGUGACUCUAGAAGACAUGUACAAAGGGAGCAAGUAG